AUGAGUGGGGGCCGCUUUGACUUUGACGAUGGCGGGGCGUACUGUGGGGGCUGGGAGGGAGGGAAGGCGCACGGGCACGGGCUAUGCACCGGCCCCAAGGGCCAGGGUGAAUACUCGGGCUCCUGGAAUUUUGGCUUUGAAGUGGCAGGAGUCUACACCUGGCCCAGCGGGAAUACCUUUGAGGGAUACUGGAGCCAGGGCAAGAGGCAUGGGCUUGGCAUAGAGACCAAGGGGCGCUGGCUCUACAAGGGAGAGUGGACACAUGGCUUCAAGGGGCGCUACGGAAUCCGGCAGAGCACGAGCAGCGGUGCCAAGUACGAGGGCACUUGGAACAACGGCCUACAGGACGGCUACGGCACGGAGACCUACGCCGAUGGAGGGACCUACCAAGGCCAGUUCACCAACGGCAUGCGGCAUGGCUACGGCGUGCGCCAAAGCGUGCCCUACGGGAUGGCAGUGGUGGUGCGCUCCCCGCUGCGCACGUCGCUGUCCUCCCUGCGCAGCGAGCACAGCAAUGGCACGGUGGCCCCGGACUCGCCCGCGGCCGACGGACCCACGCUGCCCUUGCCCCCGGUGCCACGCGGUGGCUUCGCGCUCAGCCUGCUGGCCACCGCCGAGGCUGCGCGUCCGGCCGGGCUGUUCACGCGUGGCGCCCUUCUGGGUCGGCUGCGGCGCUCAGAGUCACGCACGUCGCUGGGCAGCCAGCGCAGCCGCCUGAGCUUCCUUAAGAGCGAGCUGAGCUCAGGCGCCAGCGAUGCCGCCUCCACCGGCAGCCUGGCUGAGGGCGCUGAGGGCCCCGAAGACGCGGCCGCGCCCUUCGACGCCGACAUCGACGCCACCACUACCGAGACCUACAUGGGCGAGUGGAAGAACGACAGGCGCUCGGGUUUCGGCGUGAGCGAGCGCUCCAGCGGCCUGCGCUACGAGGGCGAGUGGCUGGACAACCUGCGCCAUGGCUACGGCCGCACCACGCUGCCCGAUGGCCACCGGGAGGAGGGCAAGUACCGCCACAACGUGCUGGUCAAGGGCACCAAGCGCCGCGUGCUGCAGCUCAAGAGCAACAAGGUCCGCCAGAAGGUAGAGCACGGUGUCGAGGGCGCGCAGCGCGCAGCAGCCAUUGCGCGCCAGAAGGCUGAGAUCGCCGCCUCCAGGACAAGCCAUGCCAAAGCCAAGGCCGAGGCAGCAGAACAGGCUGCCCUGGCUGCCAACCAGGAGUCCAACAUUGCCCGCACGUUGGCCAAGGAGCUGGCUCCAGACUUCUACCAACCAGGUCCGGAGUACCAGAAGCGUCGGCUGCUCCAGGAGAUCCUGGAGAACUCGGAGAGCCUGCUGGAGCCCCCGGAGCGGGGCCCGGGCCCGGGCCUCCCGGAGCGGCCCCGAGAAAGCCCGCAACUUCAUGAGCGGGAGACCCCGCAGCCCGAGGGCGGUCCCCCGUCUCCGGCCGGGACGCCCCCGCAACCCAAGAGGCCCCGGCCCGGAACGUCGAAGGACGGCCUGCUGAGUCCGGGCGCCUGGAACGGCGAGCCUGGCGGAGAGGGCAGCCGGCCCGCCACGCCGUCCGAUGGCGCCGGCCGUCGCAGCCCCGCGCGCCCCGCCUCGGAGCACAUGGCCAUCGAGGCGCUGCAGCCGCCGCCUGCGCCCCCGCGGGAGCCCGAAGUGGCACUGUACAGCGGGUACCACAGCUACGCCGUGCGCACCGGGCCACCUGCGCUCCCGCCCCUGGAGGACGAGCCCGAGCCUGAGGUCCCCGGGUCUGACUCGGCUCCUCCGUCCCCCGUCUCGGCCACCACCCCAGAGGAGCAGCCCCCCGGGCCUCGAAGUCCCGUGUCCGCCACGCCCACCACGCCAGCCACUCUGGAGCCCAAGCCCAUCGUCCCCAAAGCCGAGCCCAAGGCCAAGGCGCGCAAGACAGAGGCCCGGGGGCUGAGCAAGGCCAAGAAGAAAGGCCGGAAGGAGGUGGCUCUGGCGGCCGAGGCCGAGGUGGAGGUGGAGGAGGUGCCCAACACUGUCCUCAUCUGUAUGGUGAUCCUUCUGAACAUCGGUCUGGCUAUCCUGUUCGUUCACCUCCUGACUUGACCCUCGUCUGACAGAGCCAGUUCCACUGAGGAUGCCAGGACCUGCCUUUCUUCAAUGCCAAGCAGGUGUCCCAGGGGGACUGUACUGUGGACCUGAAGCCUUGCUCACAUCCACUCCAUGGACGUUUAAGGAGGCCUCCUGUGAGCCCAUGCUGGGUGCUGGGGUGCCAGAGGAAGAGAAUGUCUAGGCACCCUCCAGGGCAAAGGAUGUCCUGAGGGAAGAGCCCUGGUCUCCUGAGCCCCUUGACCUUUUCCUGUACCUGACCUCGGUCCUGUCUCACCUUGCCCUGUCUCCCUCCCCUGGGCUUUUGUGUGUUUUGAGAGAUGUCACCUAAGCAAGAUACAUAUCUCUCCCUCUUCCUCCCACCCUAUCCCCAACCCAGUCCUCUGGCCGAUGGCUGAAGGCCACCCAGGAAAUCGAGGGGUGCAGAAGUCCCUUGGGUAGUGAAGGGGUGAAGACUCUUGGGUAGUGCAGUCCUUCCCAGCCCAUGAUGCUCCAGAGUUCACAGGGUUCUAGGCGGGGGGAGGGCAGUGUAGGAAAUGGAGAAGCCAGUUGAGUAUACCAGCAUGUAAUAGUCUGUAUCCUCCCACCAGUCCAGUUGGCAUCCCCUAGGACCAGUAGCAGGGGAGACCUGAGCAUCUGAGCCUUUGGCUGGGAAGCCACCUACAGGGGUCUGGGAUUGGGUGCUAUGAAAGAAGGCAAGGCAUGUUAGUGAUGGCCCCUGAUUUUGAGUGUGCCCGAGCCUGAGCCUGGGGUUCAUUUUAGAUCACUGCUGUGCCCUGGGUCAUUUUGUAGGAGCCCUGGCCCUGAGAGCUACAGCUACGAAUUGGCUUAUCCCUGUCCCCCACCGAGGCCACUGUGGAAUCAGGGGAGCAUGGCCCAGAAGCCUGUGGAAGUCAAAAGGGGCCACAUCCCUGGUGCAGGUUCUCUAGCAGAGGCAGGAGACAAACAUCAUGCAAGAAGACGGGAGGAAGUCCGGGCUUCAAAGGGUGCAGCCUUUGCAGUAAUGAAUCGUGCUUGGCAGACAGUUUGCUUGCAUGCACUCACUUAAAGAAGUUUGCACCACACUGAGUCUGGGCCCUCGGGCUUGGGAGCAGUUUGGCAGCCCAGGACUAGUGGGUCCCUAUUCCCGGGAGGGUGCAAAGGGUUUCUAGGCCCCUCAAGUUUAGGGAAGAUGAAGCAAUGGCAUCCAAGCUGAGUCGGAGGAAGCUGCUGAUACUCUAGACUCCAUUUCUUUGGGCUCUUGGAUUUGGGCCUGGAAGCCAGACCUCCUCCCAGAGCAGCCUUUGACGUGGAUAUUGGAGGUCAUCUUCCUUUUCUUCUCAGUCUAUGGGCACCUUCUCCUCCAGCGUCCCGGCACGGCUGGGGCUCGGUUACUUGGUUGGAAUGGCUUUUCUACUGAGAGGAGCCUGCAGAUGUUCCUGUGCUGGCCAGUGUGGGCAGGACUUUGCUUCUGGUUGGGUUUUCCUGGAUUCUAGGGAAUGAGGGGGGUGGGUGAAGGUUACUCAGGAGUGUCAGGCCCUACGCCUUGGUUUGGAGGUCAUUGCUUUACUCUGGGUCCGGUCCAGCCCUCAGGACAAGCUUGUGACUGUCAGAGCUAUCAGGGCUGUUUUAGGGUAUAUGGGAUGAGGGGUUAGGGUUCAGGAUGCUACUUCUGUGCCAAAAUAAAUCUGCAUCU
Molecule: messenger RNA, 3754 nt
Organism: Psammomys obesus (fat sand rat)
Lineage: Eukaryota; Metazoa; Chordata; Mammalia; Rodentia; Muridae
Gene: Jph2
Product: junctophilin 2
Exons: 6
Coding region: 1-2076 (691 amino acids)
Cellular component (GO): sarcoplasmic reticulum; junctional membrane complex; plasma membrane
Source: RefSeq, a predicted model, not a curated record